Molecule: messenger RNA, 834 nt
Organism: Patiria miniata (bat star)
Lineage: Eukaryota; Metazoa; Echinodermata; Asteroidea; Valvatida; Asterinidae
Product: protein C19orf12 homolog
Exons: 3
Coding region: 138-599 (153 amino acids)
Source: RefSeq, a predicted model, not a curated record
GCCGAAAAAUACCGAACAUGUACUGCAUGUAGCAUAGUGUCGUGCACAACCAAGUGACGUACGUGGAAUCUGGAAGGAUCUUUUCAUACUCCUGCUUUAGUCAACAUUCCGUCUGAACCUGAAAGACACAAGACGCCAUGCCAGUAUCACCGGACAAUCUCAUCAAAGUGCUCAUCGAAGUGGCAGAGGAGAAAAAUGGGAAAAACGACGAGAAACGGAAAAGGAAAAGUUGGGUUGUCGCCAUUUUGUCGACGGGAGCAGGCGCAGGGGUUGGUGCAGCUAUCGGUGCUGGUGUUGGAGCCAUUGUAGGCUGCGGUGGCGGGCUCGUUUUGGGAGGCGCCUUUGCCUACUGGAAUCGCCAAAAGCUCCACACUGUUCCCGAGACACUGAAACCCUUGGGCAAGGAGAGGAAGAAACAACUCCUGGACCACUUUAAGAACCACAUUUUGGAUCUGGGUUCAGAUAGCUGCGAUUCUGCCAAGCUGAGAGAGCUGCUAAUGGGAGACAGUAACGCAAAGGAGAGAACCAUUAACUUACUGAAGGGAUUCUUUGAAAACGUUCUGCUGAUGGAUGUUCACAAGUUCACCGCUUUUCAGUAAAUGGUAAAACUAAAAUGGCAAUGUAAAUUUCUUUGACAGUGCGGCGCGUUUUUAAGUUAUUCGCUACCUCGUCCCCAGGUCUUAUUUUCAGCCUCGUUUCCAAUAGUAAGCCCUGGGAUGGACACUUCCUUCCUGUAUCCUGAUUCGAUACCGCAAUUAGCAGGUAAUGCAUUUAUAUCGUGUAUUUGGUGGUGUUAUCCAUCGUGUAUUUCGUGUUUUCACGUUCAUUGUAAUU